Messenger RNA from Papaver somniferum (opium poppy), 909 nucleotides. RefSeq names its product putative SWI/SNF-related matrix-associated actin-dependent regulator of chromatin subfamily A member 3-like 1. NCBI's taxonomy places the organism in Eukaryota, Viridiplantae, Streptophyta, Magnoliopsida, Ranunculales, Papaveraceae. Gene Ontology annotation, molecular function: ATP binding; ATP-dependent chromatin remodeler activity. The coding region runs from base 1 to 909 and encodes 302 amino acids. The transcript has 2 exons. The record is from RefSeq and is a predicted model, not a curated record.
AUGGCCGAUGCUUUAGGAGAUGACAUUUCUCAUCCUGCUUCUUGUAAGAAAACAAUUCAAAAACCUUUUAACAAGAAACUCAAAAGCUUUGAUGAGAUUUUUAAGUUGGAGCGUGAAGCAAGGAUUGGUAGCAAUCGAAGGUGGGAAGCAUUGGAUCCACCAAAAGAAAUAAUCAAAACCGAGCUUUACAUGCAUCAAAAGUUAGGUUUAGGUUGGUUAAUUCAAAGGGAAAAUUCUGACGAAUUGCCUCCCUUUUGGAUAAAAAGGCGAAGUAAUAAACAAGAAUCAUGGGAGAAUUUGAUGACGAAUAUUCAGACGAAUAAGCGACCUGAUCCCUUGAGAGGCGGGGUUUUUGCAGAUGAUAUAGGUUUAGUACUGCACAAAAAAAUAGAAGAGGAGGAAGAAGAAGAAAUUGAUUUGUCAUUGUCUUUAUCUGUGGGUGGAAGGAAGAGGAUGAAGCCGACUAAAGAAACUACUGCGGCUUCAACUGAAAAUCUUCGAGCAUCAAUUGACAGUGCCGGCGAUAGAAGUAGUGAACUAAGGUUCCCUAUAAGAAGAACGACAUUGAUUGUAUGCCGUACACCAGUUCUAUUAAAGUGGCAAACACAAUUACACGAGCACACAGAACCGGAUACGUUGAAGGUGUUCACGUAUCAUGGAUUACCACGCCCCUACGAUAUCAAGGUUGAGGAUUUUAAAAGGUACGACAUUGUUCUGACAACAUAUACUACUCUCCAGGGUACUAUAUAUAGUUCAGCUCCAGCUCUGUUGAACAUGGAAUGGUAUCGAGUAAUUUUAGAUGAAGCGCAUGUGAUUAAGAGUGUGAACCAUUAUAGCAUUUGGCCUGCUUUUAGAUUAAAAGCUAAGAAUAGGUGGUUGGUUACAGGAAUGCCGAUACGGCGAUACUGA